GCUGACUCUUGGCUCUAUGCUCAAGGAUCACUCUUGGCAGACUCUGGGGACCUUAUGGGGUACUGGGGUUCGCAUGUUGGCCCCAGUUACAUGGUAGCUGCUUAAUCUCAUCAUCCUCCCCAUGGGACUUAUAGAGGCAGGAAUAGGUUUCAUUUCUUCUUGCCCUCACUCUCAUCUGUUGUGUGCCUUUUUAAAGAUCCAGGAUCCUUUCCCCAGAAUUCUCCCUCCUUCCCAUGGACAUUCCCUUUGCUUGUCCUGAGUGCCACCAGCCUAUGCUGGCAAAGGGAACAGGACUGUUAUGGUCUUGGAUGAAUCCAGACUCAUUCAAGGGCUAGCUCCAAGCUCCCUGUCCUCAUCUGAGCUGCAACCAAUAGCACCGGUUACGGAAUCCCAAAGUCCAAGGAGUGAAACUCAAUGACUCAAUUCUGGCUCUCCAUCCUCUAGCACAUUUCCUUACCUGUGAGCCAAGUCUCCUAAAACUUCAUUUCUGAAUGACACAGACUCAGGGUAUUCUUUGCAGAACAUGUAUUCCUAGGGGCUCUGAGCUAACGCAGUCAGGGCUGUCAGGGCUGUGUGUGUGAUCAUAGAGGGGAGGUUUGGGCCCUGCCUUCUGGAAAGAGGCUGAAGGGGCUGUUCUCAGCCCGCAGUGCAUUCACUCUGACUCUCCUGUCUCCGAGAUCUCUUCCACAUCUCUAUUUUGCCUCCUGGAAUCUGAUUUGUUUUCAUAACAAUGCUAACCUGCCCCCUUCCAUUUUUCUUGGUUUUGGGGCCACAACCAGUGGUAUUCAGGUUUACUUGAGGUUCUACACUCAGAAAUUAUACCUGGUGGUGCUUGGGGGACCAUAUGGGCUGCCAGGGAUUGCACUCAGGUUGGCCUCAUGCAAGGCAAGCACCCUACCCACAGACUAUCUCUCCAGUCCCAUUCUCCCCUACCCCACUAAUCUUACUCCCUCACUCCCCCCAUUAUUCUCUUAACUCCUUCCUUUGAACUCUGGCAGUAAAACUCAUAUGCACUGAAUUUAUUAACCAUUCACAGAUCUCCCACAUGUUAGAAGCUGCCAGACAAUACUAGACAUUUGGAAAGCAAAUUAAGUUUCUGUAGCUGUGUGCUAGGGGCAGUUCUUUCACACACACAAUCUGACUGUUUCCUAAAUGUAUAUAGUGAUAUCCUGGAUAUAUUAGUUUAUUUUAAUGUUUGUUCCGGGGUCAGGCGUGGCAGUGCCCAGAGGCUACUCCUGGCUCAGUGUGCUUGGGGGUUGUCACUUCCAUGAGGGCUUGGUGACUGGACCACAUGCAAAACAUGCAAAACACAUGCUCUGCCCUUUCAGCCAUCUUCCUGGCCUCCUAACUUUUUUUUUUUUUCUUUUUGGGUCACAUCUGGCGAUGCACAGGGGUUACUCCUGGUUUCGCACUCAGGAAUUACUCCUGGCAGUAUUCAGGGGAACAUAUGGGAUGCUGGGAUUGAACCCGGGUCAGCUAUAUGCAAGGCAAACGCCCUACCCGCUGUGCUAUCGCUCCAGUCCCUGACCUCCGAACUUUUAUAUGAGCCUGUAGAGAAUCCAGGGGCAGAAAAGUUUCAGUCACCUGGGCUUAUGGUCACCAGCCAUGAGGAACUAUGGGUGCUUGACCUCAUGUCCGGGUGCCCGACCUCAUGUCCGGGUGCCCCUUCCCUUGGCCUGCUAUGCUGGCUCCUCGGCUAUUCUCAGGUGAACCACCUGCGGAGGGGAGGUUGUCACCCGCGUUCCCAAAGAGCAGUGGUUUUCUGGCUGUUUUUCUGGUCCUGACUGCCACAUGCUGGGGGGCCUGGCUCUGCACUCAGGAAUCAUUCCUGGUGGGCUCAGGGGACCAUAAGGGAUGCCAGGACUGAACCCCAGUUUGCAGUGUGCAAGGCAAGCGCCCUACCUGCUGUACUAUCGCUCUGGCCCCUCUAGGUUUUUCUUUUCCUCUUGGAGUCCCUUUUCCCCCAGGAACUCCAUCACCUUCAACCAAGACUCCCAAAGACAAAAUUCUGUCCACAACCAGGUGUUGGUAGGUGCUGAGAGGGGGCUGGGUGUUUGCUUCCCGCCUCCGCCCUUCCUUCGGCCCCAGGGUGGGGAGGCUGUACCCCUCAGUCUUUACCUGCUGCCAGGAGGCAGGCUGUACUCCUCUCGGGUACUCAGACCUGUGUACUCUCCAGCGCCCUGGCCUGGGACGUGACAGUCGUGACAGUCGACACCUCCCGGGCGCCCCCUCUGGCCACUCCCCCCUCUGCCCCGCCUCCUGCCCGGGGCUCCUGGCUCCACAGCCCCAGCCCAGGGACCGCAGCAGCCCCUGCAGCCCGCACUGCCUCACCGGCUCCAAGGCAAACAAAAGGAGCUGCCAGGGUUCCCAUGGCGGGGGCCAGCACCUUCAUACCAGGGCUGAACCCUCAGCACCCUCAUUAUCUGCCAGGGUACUCCGGACACUGCCCGCUACUUCGGUUCAGCAUGGGCCAGACCUACGGGCAGGCGACAGCGAAGCUCCUCCAAGGCGCUCCGGGCCUAGCCUGGCCUCCUGCCCACCGCACUCUUCUGCCUCCCAUCCGGCCACCAAGCUUUCCUGAGGUUCUCAUAGGCCGCCUGCCGGUCAGGCGUGGCCACGAAAGGCUCAGCUCCAGCCUGGUGCCGGGGUACACAGGUGUGUGUCCAGGUAUGAACAGGUACCCCUGUCCCAGCACCACUGUUCCGAACACUGACAGAGCCCUCCUGUGCCCCCCAGGUUUCAUACCCCAGGCACAGUUCAUCUUUGCUAAGAACUGCAGCCAGGCUUGGGCCGAGGCGCUGAGUGAGUUCAACCAGAGGCACCGGGGUCAGGGGGGACAUGGGCGGCUGGAGGAGGUCAAGGGAGAAAAAGACCCAGAGAAAGACCAAGAGGCCAAGCUGGAAGUGGAGAAAGACCCAGAGCCGGGGCAGAAGGCAGAGCAAGCUUCGCCCUAUUCCAUGGAUGACAAAGAUCCUCAAAAGUUCUUCAUGUCAGGUGAGUUGGGGAUGGUCAUGACCAACAGGGUGGGGAGGGGCACUCUGACUCAUGGAGGGCCCCGGUACCCGCAGGCUUCACCGGUUACGUGCCACGUGCACGCUUCCUCUUCGGCUCCGGCUUCCCGGUGCUCACCAACCUGGCGCUGCAGGAGUUUGGGCAGAUGCGUGCGCAUGGGAGCAGCAAGGGUGCUGCACGCCCCCCGCUGCCCAGGAUCUACCCUCAAAACCUGGGCCUUUUACCUCACUAUGGGGGCUACGUGCCAGGUGAGUGGCACCCCAUCAGGAGGCUCAGGGGCCAGGCAUAGAGUAUGUGUGUGUGUGUGUGUGUGUUGGGUGGGACGGGGAGACGGGCCAUGGACCUCUGAUCCUAUGAUUCAUUUUUAUCACUGGGAAGAAAAGGAAACUGAGGCAGUGCAGAGUGGGGAGGACCAGAUUUUGGAGGGCAGUAGGAACUGGCUAAGACAUGUCUGGCAUCUCUGUGGUGCCGGCUCCACUGGACACACUCUGUUCCGCACAGGGUACAAGUUCCAGUUCGGCCGCACCUAUGGGCACUUUACCCAGAAUGCCCUGGGCCUCAGCACUGUUCAGAAGCAGCUCCUGACGUAAGCCCCCCGCAGCCCACUUCUCC
This is a messenger RNA of Sorex araneus (European shrew), 3624 nucleotides long. It is a transcript of the gene CIMIP2B, whose product is annotated as family with sequence similarity 166 member B. The record is from RefSeq and is a predicted model, not a curated record. The transcript is spliced from 3 exons. NCBI's taxonomy places the organism in Eukaryota, Metazoa, Chordata, Mammalia, Eulipotyphla, Soricidae. Bases 2370 to 3602 code for a protein of 410 amino acids.